AUGGGGCAGGCAGUCAUGGUCGGGCUUCGAACACUGUCACGCACGGAGGAGCCCGUGCCUUCCGCAAGCAAGGGGGGCGCGUUGGACGUGGCGGACGUGGUCGUCGAGGAAAUGGCGGCCAAACUACGAACGGUUCGACGGGCGGCGGUUCGGCGAACGGGAACAACGGAGGUGCCUCGACACACGGAGACAGCGCGGGAAAUGCGCAAGGCGGACGCGGCAAUGGUCGCGGUAGCCAAGCUUCCGGUGGAAACGGUCGAGGACGGGGCCGGGACAAUGGAGGCGGAAGAAGCCAAGGAACAGGCUGCUCAUGCCACGCAGGAGUCGACCACGCAGGCGUGGUUGACGCGGAUCGAGGGACCCAGCAGCCAGCUGGAGGGCUUCGCGAUUUUCAUCGGAGAUGACACGCAGGUGAAGACGGAGCCUGAUGACUACAUGCGGGUGCAGAAGGCACCUGUUGCGGCGCUGCCGGAAACGCGCGCCGCCAACAACCCGCAGGCGCAGAAGGUGCCUGGUGCGGUGCAGCUAGAGGAGCGCGCAGCUGGAGUUGUGCAGGUGCAGGAUGUGCCUGCUGCGGUGCUGCGUGAUGAGCGCGCCGCUGGUGAUGUGUCGGUGCAGGCGGUACUUGUGGCAACGACUCACCUUCAGGCGGAGGAGGCGUCUGAUGGAACAGAGUAUGUCGCGUACACCAACGUGUUUCAUGUGGAACAGCUGGCGGACAAAGCAACAACCGGAGUGAAGUUCAACAGGAACAUCGAACCAGAGUCGCUCCAAGAGCUCAUCCAGAACGAAGCGGAUCCUUUGGGGACAUGCAUCGGCAAGGUGCACUGCGAUGGCGGAGCAGAGUUCAAGGGAAGGUUCCAAGCGUUGCUACUCCUGGGAGCACCGUACCUUCCAGGCCACCUGUGGGGCGAAGCAUUCCAUACAGCUAUCCACCUCAAGAAUCGCACACCUACGGAGGGUCGGGGCGGAAAGGCCCCACUUGAGGUAUGGGAGGGGAAACCGCUCGGUGACAUGUCGCACAUCCACGAAUGGGGCUCGGUAGCCUAUAAGCACGAGGAAGCGCGAUUCCGCAACACCAAGCUGUCAGCUAGGGCCAAGAAGAUGUAUCAUGUGGGGUACAACACUAAAAAUAGGACAUACAGGCUGUGGGAACCAGCGGAGCCUCGUCUUCUUCUUCUUCUUCUUCUUCUUCUUCUUCUUCUGGCGGAGUACGUGGCGUUGUCCAAGGCUUGCCAGCUCAUUAUCCUCUUUCGGCACCUACUGGAGACAAUAAUUCGUGCCCAGAAGGAGGCAACGGUGCUUUACGAGGAUAACUCCGGGGCUAUAUUGACUAGCCUUAGCUCCAAGAUCACGCUCAGGACCAAGCAUAUUGAUUUCAAGUAUCACCACAUCAGGUCGCUGAUCCAGGAUGGAGUCGUAAAGUCCGAGAAGAUCAAGUCAGCAAUGCAGAAAGCUGACAUGUUUACAAAGAGUUUGGGUACUGUGAAGUUCAUCAAGAACCGCAUGAUGCUCCUAGGAGAAUAA
Ectocarpus sp. CCAP 1310/34 is the source of this 1527-nucleotide messenger RNA. NCBI's taxonomy places the organism in Eukaryota, Phaeophyceae, Ectocarpales, Ectocarpaceae. The record is from the annotation of a GenBank genome assembly.